Messenger RNA from Harpia harpyja (harpy eagle), 1319 nucleotides. RefSeq names its product coiled-coil domain-containing protein 81-like. NCBI's taxonomy places the organism in Eukaryota, Metazoa, Chordata, Aves, Accipitriformes, Accipitridae. The record is from RefSeq and is a predicted model, not a curated record. Gene Ontology annotation, cellular component: centrosome. Bases 79 to 1029 code for a protein of 316 amino acids. The transcript has 7 exons.
UCUGAAGUACUCGCUCAUCAGCCUUUUUGUCUUUUUCCCGGGCAGGGCGUCCUGGUCGCAGGACUCGGGACCUUCGCUAUGGUCCAAGAGCAAUUCCAGGGCAGAGAAGAGGUGUAUGUGGUUCGAAGACCCGUCUUCCGACUGGAGCUUGAUGUGUUAUGCCUGCAGGAGCUCGCGUUCCCCACAGUGGUUAUCCCCGGCAAUGUCAAGAUCAAGCCGCUGAACUACAAGCGGCUGUCGCGAGCCACCUCCUUCCCACGGCACGUGGUGAAGGACUGCGUGCAAGAGACCAUCCUCUUGUACUCUUCCCAACUGAAGAACGGGCAGCGCCUCUCCUUCGCCUUCAAGGACAUUGGUGUCCUGUCCUGCAAAGACGACCUCCUGUGCAUGCGGUUCUAUUCUGACUGCGUCACAGGGCUGGAGAGCAAGGCCAGCCGGAUUGCGCUGCUUCGCACUAGGCUGUGGAGGCCAGGGGCAGCUGUCUCCGGUGGAGCGACCGCCGCCGCUCAGGAGAUGCAGGCUGCUGCUGCCCACGCGUUCCCGAGGUUUCAGCUCCUGGUGAUCAGCAGAUCGGCGUCCAAGGCUUUCUCCACCUGGCACAAGAAGGUUGCAGAAAAGCACAGGGUCAGAAGAGGUACAGAGGGAAGCCAGGUGCCUGACAAGCUGCUGCAGAGGCGGGUGAAGUAUUCCCUCCCCGCGCUGCCAAACCAGGGGCCGGGCACCAGGCAGCAAGACACGGAGAAGAAGCCUUCUGCCAGUCUGCUCCCACCAUGUCCAGGCAGCUCCCCCAGGACGAAGGAGGCAAGCAGGCAGGAGCCAGCUCCUCCAGCCAGGCCCACCGCUGCGCUCCCGUCUUCUGAAGGCUGCAAGAGAGCGCUGCAGGAGGUCUGGCAGCUGUCUGCAGAGUGGGAGCGAGUGAAGACCCGGUGGGAAGAGCGGCGACAGCAAGCAAAGGCAGAAUGGGCGGCGUGGGAGGCCUGGUCUGCAGGGGAGGACCGACAACCGCCCCAGGUACGGGGCAGCGAUUGACACCGCUGAGAGCAGCAGCGGCCCUCUCCGUCGGGGCGGCAGGUCUCCAGGGGGGUGGGAGCGGGACUGACACCCGGCCGCAGGGCAGGGGUUUGCCCGCUCAUCCCCGUGAGGGAGAGGUUGGCAGCAGGACCCGAGGGGCAAAAGCAGCCGUCAGCCGCGAUGACGGGCACGCUGGUGCUGAGCCUCCCGGCUCCCAGGUCCCGCUGCAGGCUCCUUUUGAGAGGUCCUCUGGGAAACGGCACCUCUCUUUGCCGUCUGGUUUGCUGAGAGCGUCUCCUCCUCGGCAG